Messenger RNA from Colletotrichum phormii, 1362 nucleotides. RefSeq names its product MIP family channel protein. Gene Ontology annotation, biological process: water transport; glycerol transmembrane transport. The transcript is spliced from 2 exons. The record is from RefSeq and is a predicted model, not a curated record. Gene Ontology annotation, cellular component: plasma membrane. Bases 76 to 1170 code for a protein of 364 amino acids. Lineage: Eukaryota; Fungi; Ascomycota; Sordariomycetes; Glomerellales; Glomerellaceae. Gene Ontology annotation, molecular function: glycerol channel activity; water channel activity.
GAGGUUCGAAGGCAAGACUAUCUUGGCAUCACAUCACACAGCUUAUCAUACGGCCCAUCGACGACGCGCCAGGAUAUGUCUCCCGCGUCAUCAAUUCACGACCCAGGCGAAAGCGAGCCGCUCCUCUCAAGGCAUCGACGACGCACCGGCACAUUUCAACUUCCAUCGUUCAGUGGCCAGCGGCUCGUGUCGCCUCUAUCCAUGCGACGUGCCUCGCUGCAGGAAGUUCACCCACACCACGAAGACGUCGAACCGGUGCUGCCGGCCGCACCAGUCGCCGCUCAUCAAGAGACACGCCUACACAAGCCUCAAUGGGCGCUUAGUGACAGGCCACCAAACACCUGGGCCCAAAUCCGUCAUUACUGGCGUGAGGAGUUUGCCGAAUUCUGGGGCACCUUCAUGAUCUUGCUCUUCGGAGCAGGUGUCGAGUGUGAGACCCGUCUAAACUACCAGUCAGCCGACAUCCGCGAAAACGCCGGUGACUUCUUGCAGUGCCGUCUCGCCUGGGCAGCCGGCGUCGCCAUGGCCGUAUGGAUGUCCGGCGGCGUAUCAGGUGGACACUGCAACCCAACCGUGACAGUAGUCCUGGCUCUCUUCCGCGGCUUUCCCUGGCGCAAGGUGCCCAGCUUCUUGGCCGCGCAGGUUCUGGGUGCCACUCUCGCCAGUCUUGCCGUCUACUUGAACUACUCCACCAGCAUCGCGGCAUACGAGGGUGGCACUGCCCGCACUUUGGUUGGCGAGCACGCUACUGCCGGCCUUUUUUUUACCUUCCCUAAGUCUGGACUUCCUUAUGCCGGCGCCUUUUACACCGAGUUCCUUGCCUCGGCCGCGCUGGUGGCCAUCGUGUUUGCUCUGGCUGACAAAAACAACCUUUCGCCUCCCAAGGGUACGCAACCCUUCGCCAUGUUCUUGGCUCUGUUGGCCAUCGGCUCCGCGUUGGGCAUCAACACUGGAUAUGCGAUGAACGGUGCUAGAGAUACCGGCCCGCGUAUCGCCUUGGCGAUCGUUGGCUACGGCUCAGAUGUGUUCACUCAUGAUUCUUAUUAUUGGCUGUGGGCUCCAUGGGCUGCUGCUAUUGUCGGUGGUAUCGCUGGCGCCUGCGUGUAUGAUGGCUUCAUCUACACUGGGCGUGACUCUCCGUUCAACAUCCCGAGGAAGGAAGAUGACUGAACCGCGCAAUUGGGGGUUUACAUUUAUCCUGCUAAACCGCGUAGUCCAAGGUUGUGUGGGAAAUCUCGACAGGUCAUGAAUUAUUAAAGAGAUGUACAGAGAUAAAAUGGUAGUUGAUUGAGAUACUUGAGAUAGGCGUCAAUGGAGGCCGACUAGAAGCGUAAAUAAUGACGAAUUCCAUUUCCAUAUUGC